Messenger RNA from Achroia grisella, 3352 nucleotides. RefSeq names its product DNA polymerase nu-like. Gene Ontology annotation, molecular function: DNA-directed DNA polymerase activity; DNA binding. The transcript is spliced from 14 exons. Bases 1 to 2964 code for a protein of 987 amino acids. The record is from RefSeq and is a predicted model, not a curated record. NCBI's taxonomy places the organism in Eukaryota, Metazoa, Arthropoda, Insecta, Lepidoptera, Pyralidae. Gene Ontology annotation, biological process: DNA-templated DNA replication; double-strand break repair.
AUGGAUAAAUCUAAAAAUAAAGAAACGUAUCCACACUUUAAUAUCAAGGAAUAUGAACGUCAGUUAUCGCCAUUGGGUAAAAAAGUAUUGGGUGUAUUAGUAAAACAACGGAAUGCAGAACGCACCUAUAGUUGCAAUGGACGUAAACAGCAGCCGACACGCAAGAGAGGAGUCCUAUGGUUCAGAGACUCUAACACGCCAAAUACGUGGCAAAGUUAUGACAAAGAAAUGGAAAUUUUAACCAAUAUCGAAAAAUCUAAUCACUUUAAUACUCCCAAUAAUGCAUCAGAGGUAUCCACGUCUACAGAUCUCGUGCAGACUAGAAUUGAUGAAGUUGAUGAUGAAUUUGAUAAAGUACCGACAUCCGAUCUAAUAUCACCCAUUGCACAUAAUGUAGAUAAUGGUAAUGAACUUGAUUCAGUACUAUCCAUUCCACACAAUAUCGAUUUGAUUGCUACCAAUAAAUUCGAUGCCAACGAACACGCAUGCGUCACGAAUAUUGCGAGUGAUAAUGUAAAAAACAUUACUUGGAAUGACUUUUUCGAUACAGAGCUACUUCCAGAACUAGAUAUUCCUGACAAAACUAUUUCGAAACAAAACAAUUUAAGCAAUUGUACAGAUUUUAUUAUAGAGGUAUCAUCUGAUAGAGAUAAGAGCAACCAACAUGAUAAUGACAUACAAAUUAAUAAAAAAAUAAAGAAACGCAAAGCAGUAAAUAAUGUGGAUAAAGCUACAACAAAGAUUAAGAAAGUAACUGAAAGAAAGCAAAGUUAUAAAAAAAUUAAAUAUACUAAAACAGUAAAAAAUUGGUUGAAUGAUAUAAAUCAUAACAAUUCAGUUAAAGAACUAAAUGAAACAUCUAAUGAUGCUGUUGAAAGAACAGCUUUAGAUAAUGCAGAGAGUGGAUUAGUUACUAAAAAUAUUUCCAAAAAUUCUAAUAAGAAGAGACAAAUGGUUCAGGCACAGUUGACUAAUAAGGAUGGGGUAAUGAAAUUUAAAAAACCUACGGAAACUUGUAACACUGGUAAUGGGGAAGCAAUGGACGUGUCGAAAUUAGAGGGUGUUAAAGAGAGAACGACUAAACCUAAGUUCGUAGUUCCUAAAAAGACGCAGUUACCUGUAGAAGAUGUGACAUAUGAUGUAAAAGUUAUAGAUGGUAACAAUGAAAACCUACAGAAUAUUCCAGACAUACAUAAUGAGGUUUUUGCAACACUGAUGUACAGUAAUGGAUGCUGUCAAUUAAACAAUCAGAACACUGAAAACAACUGCGCCGUAGAAAGCGUGAUGUUCUGUGUCCACGAAACCUUUUAUUGCAUCAGAACUGACACAGGCAACUUCAGUGAAAUGGUAGCAAAUAUUUUGGAACAUAAAACUGUGAAGUGUUAUGACGGCAAAGUCCUGUUGAUUCUGCUAUUUAAAUUCAAUAUUCCAGUAAAGUUUGCGAUAGUCGAUACUAAGAUCGGAAGCAGCCUCCUCGACCCUGACAAUCCGCCAGAAACAUUCGCGGAUGUUCAAAAACAGUUGACAGUGACUCCCAAGUUCACCACUGAGUGUGUACUGCAAAAAGCAGCUUGGUCCAUUAAAAUAUUGAAGGAGUGUACAUACAAACUGGAGAACCUGCUCGUGGAGGAGUCUUUGUGGAGAGUCUUCGUUGAUAUUGAAAUGCGCUUGUUGCCUGUAAUUGCUGAGAUGGAACAUCGAGGCAUAAUGGUGGAUAUAGAGAAACUCAAGACUAUGGAAACCACGCUGAUGUCCAAAAUGAAACUGGUAGAGACGGAGUGCUACAAGGCAGCCGGGAGAACAUUCCAGAUCAAUUCACCCGCACAAGUCCGCACCAUACUAUACGACGAGUUGCAACUUGACACCAAAUGCAAUAUAAAAAUCAGAGAGACCAUUUCCAAAGGCGCCAAAUCUACUUCAGAGUCUAUGUUGCGUGGUCUGGUGUCGGUGCACCCGCUGCCGCGGCUCGUGUUACAGUACCGUCACCUGCACAAGGCACAUGCCACAUUCCUGACUGGCGUAGCUCAACACGUCGCAGACGGUGUCCUCAGACCGAACUGGGUACAGACUGCAGCCGCCACUGGCCGCAUCGCAUCAAGUAACCCAAACGUGCAGGCCAUACCGAAGACCUUCAGUCUCACUGCGUUUACUGAGGAUAACGACCAUCAUAAUAGCGAGUUGCUAAACUUGCGGUCUGUGUACGUGGCCCGCGCUGGGUACAGCCUCCUCGCGGCCGACUUUAAGCACGUGGAGUGUCGCGUGUUCGCAUACAUAGCCGGCGACACGGCGUUACUCGACGCGCUCAAGUCUGGAGACGACAUAUUUACCGUCCUUGCUGCUAAGUGGUUGAACAAGUGCGAGCGUGAGGUGUGUGCGGAGGAUCGCGAGCGAACCAAGCGUAUGGUGUAUGCGAGCGUGUACGGCGCUGGUACCACCACGCUCAUGGACAUACUGCACCUCACUUACGACCACGCGCUCACUAUCAUCACCAGCUUCAACAGAAGGUUUCCGUCGCUGAAGUCCUUCGGCCGCGGCGUGGUGCAAGAGUGUGAGGCGCGGGGUGGCCGUGUGGUGGCCGCCAGCGGCCGGCGGAGAACACUUCCGGGGCUUGCACCAGGAGCGGGGGCUGCGCUGCGGGCCCACGCCGAGAGGCAGGCCGUCAACUUCCUGGUGCAAGGUUCAGCGGCAGACAUAUGUAAAACAGCGAUGAUAGUGUCUUCAGAGCGGCUGGGCAGUACCAGGCCGCCGGUGGAUGCUCAUCUGCUGCUGCAGAUCCACGACGAGCUGGUGUGGGAGGUGCCACACCAGCAACUGCACGCAGCCGCCGGUAUUAUAAAGGAUGCCAUGGAAAAUUGCGGUUUCGAGUGUGGCUUGGCGGUUAGACUACCGGUGGCACUGUCAGCCGGACGCAGUUGGGGAGAGAUGGAGCACCUCGACAUCAAACAAACACAUUCAAUUAAAUAAUUUUAUUACGCACGUCCAGUUACUUGCACCAUACACAUUUGUGCUUUUUUAUAAUAUAACUUGUAUACAUACAGAAAGUGUUAUCUAUACAUAUAAAUGAAAUUGGAGUCUCUGUUUCUAAUAUUGAAAUAACAGUUUUUUACUACAUGCAUGUGAAUAUAAAUACGGUAUAUACACCGAAAUAACAUUUUUUGACCGAUUUUGACGGGACUUUUAUUGGUAGGUAGUUUGUAGGUUGCAGGUUAUAAGUAUAAUAUUAAUACAUCUUUAAAAUAAUUUCAUAUACACAGAUUCAAAAGUACAGUUCAAUGUACACAGUUACAGAGUGUGUUCAUGUUGCGAACGAUUUUGUUGACUUAACACGUUAAACGCCAUUGUAAAAAUGCCA